This is a messenger RNA of Coffea eugenioides, 2061 nucleotides long. Its product is annotated as glucan endo-1,3-beta-glucosidase 3-like. Gene Ontology annotation, molecular function: hydrolase activity, hydrolyzing O-glycosyl compounds. Gene Ontology annotation, biological process: carbohydrate metabolic process. Lineage: Eukaryota; Viridiplantae; Streptophyta; Magnoliopsida; Gentianales; Rubiaceae. The record is from RefSeq and is a predicted model, not a curated record. The transcript has 4 exons. Bases 118 to 1686 code for a protein of 522 amino acids. Gene Ontology annotation, cellular component: plasma membrane.
UGCACACCCCUCACCUCCUUUCAGCAGAGCAGAGCGGACCCUUUCACUCUAUCAGACGUUUCAGUCACCUCGAAAUAGUCACCUUCAUUUUCUUCAGUUCUAUGCUUUAGGGGGCUCAUGUGUCAUCCCAAGAUUGAAACUUUUGGGUUGAAUAAAAUGAAAUUAAUAAAGGGCCAAUCUUUUCUUCUUCUUCUUUUACUAAUUUCUGCUGUUUCAGCUGCUGCUGCUGCUGCUGCUGCUGCUGAAGAUGGUUUCAUUGGUGUAAAUAUAGGUACAGACCUGUCUGACAUGCCUGACCCAACUCAGGUUGUGGCCCUUCUCAAGGCUCAGCAAAUCCGGCAUGUCAGGUUGUAUGAUGCUGACAGAGCUAUGUUACUCGCACUUGCUAAUACUGGAAUUCGUGUAACUGUAUCAGUACCAAAUGAUCAACUGUUGGGAAUUGGACAGUCAAAUGCCACAGCAGCCAAUUGGGUUUCCCGAAAUGUUAUUGCCCAUAUUCCUGCUACCAACAUCACUGCUAUAGCUGUUGGAUCUGAAGUUCUGACAACCCUUCCAAAUGCUGCCCCAGUCCUGGUCUCUGCAAUGAAUUUCAUCCAGUCUGCCCUAGUUGCUUCUAAUCUUGCUUCCCAGAUAAAAGUAUCCACCCCGCACUCUUCUUCCAUUAUUCUUGAUUCAUUCCCACCUUCUCAAGCAUUUUUCAACCGCACCUUGGAGCCAGUCAUGGUUCCCUUGCUCAAGUUUUUGCAGUCUACUGGCUCCUUCCUUAUGCUCAACGUAUACCCAUAUUAUGAUUAUGUACAAUCAAAUGGUGCGAUCCCGUUAGACUAUGCUUUGUUUCGUCCUCUUCCUCCGACCAAGGAAGCUGUUGACCGUAACACUCUUCUGCACUAUACUAAUGUUUUUGAUGCAGUAGUGGAUGCAGCAUAUUUUGCCAUGUCCUAUCUGAACUUCACCAAUAUUCCCAUAAUAAUCACUGAAUCUGGUUGGCCUUCAAAGGGUGACUCUUCUGAGCCAGAUGCCACUCUAGAUAAUGCUAAUACUUACAAUAGUAACCUUAUCAGGCAUGUUCUUAACAACACAGGGACUCCAAAACACCCUGGGAUUGCACUGAGCACCUACAUCUAUGAGCUAUACAAUGAAGAUCUGAGACCAGGGUCUAUUUCAGAGAAGAACUGGGGACUUUUUAAUGCCAAUGGUGUACCUGUUUAUAUCCUACACUUGACAGGUUCUGGGACUGUUCUUGCAAAUGACACCACGAAUCAGACUUACUGUGUUGCGAAGGAAGGAGCUGAUAAGAAGUUGCUGCAAGCAGCCCUCGAUUGGGCUUGUGGCCCUGGAAAAGUGGAUUGCAAUCCGUUAAUGCAAGGAAAUCCAUGUUAUGAUCCGGAUACUGUGGUAGCACAUGCAUCAUAUGCUUUUGAUGCCUAUUAUCACAAGAUGGGUAUGACAGAUGGAACUUGUGACUUCAAUGGGGUUGCCACCGUCACAACCUCGGAUCCCAGUCAUAAUUCAUGUAUAUUUCCAGGAAGUGGUGGGAGGAAUAGGACCACCACAAAUGGCACCUCUCUAGCUCCAUCGUCGAACUCCACGGUAUCUGGCUGCCAUUCACAAUAUUUAAACGAGAAAGGUGUCCUUUUUAACUCCAUAACACUUGGUCUUUUGCUCUGGGGUGUUGCUUUCUUGUAAAACAUUGAUCUCUUACUUUUUGCUGCUUUUGAACUACGUUGACACUUGAGAAACCUUUGGGUGGAAAACUGCUACAACUUCUGCCACACCCAAUUUUGGUCAUCUGAAUUGAGCUAGGGUUGGCAUUGGGAUCUGCUUGGAUUAUAUAGCUGGCAAGUUGCUUUGAGGUGAGUGGUACAUUAACAUGUACAAAGAAGGCUUUGGGAUUAUUUCGAACCAUUGAUGUAAUUAGGUUAGAUUAGAGUCAAUUUGUACUCAAGGAUUGUAUUCUUUUAACCUGAAAAUGAAUUUGCAUAGAGUUGUCUCGACUCUUCAUAUUGUCUUGUAUCAUCUUUUCUUUUUUAUUGGGCAGAAGGUUGGUAGAAGUAAAUGACA